GAGGCGGAGCCCGGACAGGGAGGAAGUUUGGUCAUCUGACUCGGUGACCCGGGCACGGACGCUUCUUUCCCUGCAGCCGGGGCAAGAAGGCAGGUCGGAAGACCGCCGGGACAGACCUCGGAGCAGCCAUGCGACGGUCCCCGCACCUCGUCCCCGGGCUGCUGCUGGCGCUGGCGGCGCUGGCGGCGCAGGCGGCGCAGGCCCGGGCCCAGCAGGGACCGGCGCUGUGGCCGUACCCGCGCUCCGUGCAGAUGUCCCCGCAACUGCUGAACAUCGCCCCGGACAAGUUCCUCUUCGUCCACGGCCCCAAUUCCACCGCGGACCCCUUCUGCUCGCUGCUGCAGGAGGCGUUCCGGAGAUACUACAACUACAUUUUUGGUUCCUACAAGUGGCAUCAUAGCCCUGUUAACUUUGGAGAUGAACCCCAGUUACAGCGACUUCAGGUCACAAUUACCCUUGAGUCACAGUGUGAUUCCUUCCCUAAUAUAUCUUCAGAUGAGUCCUAUUCUCUGCUUGUGCAAGAACCAGUGGCUUUCCUCAAGGCCAACAGUGUUUGGGGAGCAUUACACGGUUUAGAGACGUUUAGCAACCCUGAACUACAAUCCGGACUGUCUUCUCCUGUGGUACCUAAUUCUUCCCGUGUUUGCUUUCAGGAUGCCAUGGCUUUUAACAAGUUUAAUGUUCUUCACUGGCACAUAGUGGACGACCAGUCUUUCCCUUACCAGAGUAGCACUUUUCCUGAGCUAAGCAAUAAGGGGAGCUAUUCUUUGUCUCAUGUGUAUACACCAAACGAUGUCCAUACGGUGCUUGAAUAUGCCCGGUUCCGAGGGAUUCGAGUUAUACCAGAAUUUGAUACCCCUGGACAUACACAGUCUUGGGGAAAAGGUCAGAAAGGCCUUCUAACUCCAUGUUACAGUCAAAGAAAGCAAACAAAAAAGGUCGGACCUAUAAACCCAAUUCUAAAUACGACUUAUACAUUCUUUACCCAAUUUUUCAAAGAAAUCAGCAGUGUUUUUCCAGAUCAGUUCAUUCACUUGGGAGGAGAUGAAGUGGAUUUUGGAUGCUGGGCAUCGAAUCCAAACAUCCAAAAUUUCAUGCAGAAAAAAGGCUUUGACAAAGAUUUUACAAGGCUGGAAUCUUAUUAUAUAAAAAAGAUUUUGGAUAUCGUUAAGUCCUUAAAGAAGAGCUCCAUUGUUUGGCAAGAGGUUUUUGAUGACAAAGUGGAGCUCCAGCAGGGCACCGUGGUUGAAGUGUGGAAGGGUGAAGAGUAUUUAGAGAAGCUAAAGGAAGUCACGUCAUCCGGCUUCCGGGCGAUCCUUUCUGCUCCGUGGUACUUAGACGUCAUUAGCUAUGGGCAAGACUGGAGAAACUACUACAAAGUGGAGCCUCUUAAUUUUGGAGGGUCUGAGUUGGAGGAAAAACUUGUCAUUGGUGGAGAAGCUUGCCUAUGGGGAGAAUAUGUGGAUAGCACGAACUUUACUCCAAGAUUAUGGCCUCGGGCAAGCGCUGUUGGUGAGAGACUCUGGAGUCCUAAAACUGUCACUGACCUAGGAGAUGCCUACAAGAGACUGGCGGCACACCGCUGCAGAAUGGUCAGCCGGGGCAUAGCUGCACAACCUCUUUUCACUGGCUAUUGUAGCCAUGAGUAUAAAACGGAAAGGUGAACAGAGAAGUCUACGGCAUUCUGAACUAUAAACAUGUUGAUUUUGAAAUCAUGUAAAAUUAAUAUUUGUUAGGCGGUUUUUUUAAAAUAAAUCAUCUUUUUAUUGAUUGAAUCUCUACCUGUAUCACUCACUGAAUACUGGCAUCUUUUAUGUGAGCAGCUUAAAAAAUAAAAGGAAAAGCUUUGUGAUUCCA
Molecule: messenger RNA, 1857 nt
Organism: Peromyscus leucopus (white-footed mouse)
Lineage: Eukaryota; Metazoa; Chordata; Mammalia; Rodentia; Cricetidae
Gene: Hexb
Product: hexosaminidase subunit beta
Exons: 14
Coding region: 129-1664 (511 amino acids)
Biological process (GO): ganglioside catabolic process; carbohydrate metabolic process; glycosaminoglycan metabolic process
Cellular component (GO): membrane
Molecular function (GO): beta-N-acetylhexosaminidase activity
Source: RefSeq, a predicted model, not a curated record